CGCCGUCAUCGUACUACUCUAAUGUUGGCGUCCAGUGCAAACACAUUUAUUGAGUUGUCCAAUAAAAUGAUAGUCAACGUUUAAGUUCAAUAUUAGUUUUUCUCCGACUUUGGUUUGAAACUGUUGUCGGGAUAGUAUUUUCGGUUGUUUUUCUAUUUUUAUACCGUCUACUUGAUACGUAGAUAUUAGUUGUGAUUUUUUUGGGCGAAUUUUUGUAAACAGACGAGAAAAUGGAAGGCGGCUUAAGUGCCUUUUAUUGUCUUUACCUUUUCUUGCUAAUGGAGAUGUCUGGUAUAAUGGGACAAAAUGCAAAACCAUCGUUUAAAGCGGAAGCUCCCAAUAUCCUCUGUAGUACCUCAAGUGCAUUGCCAACAGUUUUCAGCAUCAACUUGGUUCCCGCCACGUCAGACUUAAAGCUGAAAUAUCACAUCAAAAUCAGCUACGAAUAUUCGAUGCCGACCAAAACGCAGCACCAUUCGCUCUCAUUAUGGCGCACAAUCAGGACCUUAGAACAGCAAUUGAACGCUCAAAGGACAAUGAUUGAUGCACAAAACAAAAUCGAUAUUGCAACGGCCAGUCUGACACCUGGAGUAAUUUAUAUGUUUGACAUAGAAGCUGAAGGCAUGGAUGGCACGAAGAGUGAUGUCGAAAGAUUUGUCUUGGACUACAAAGAUGGUACUUUGUAUCGCAUGUGUCGAGAUGAGGGAACGACAAUUGCUCCGGCAGCUCCGACACCAAUGGCAAGUGAGAAUAGUAGUAACAUGACAACGCAAAGCAUGGCACCUGUCGUGACGACAUUAGCACCUCAAGUGACGUCGGGAAUGCCAACGGAUGUCGUUAAUGAGAUUAAUUCGAGUGAUGCCAAUAAUGAAAAUUUAACGGAGGAGAUAUCAACAAUUUCCCUCUCUGGUCCAAGUAAAAUUUAUGCUCACGUGCCUCUCGUUGUUCGAGCUUUUCCCAAAUUCAUCGGAAAUAUUAACGAAUAUUACAUUGAAUGGAAAGUCAAUGAUCUCCCGCCCGAAAUCCGAAACAUUCUCGCCAUCAAAGGUUCUCUUCUCACAAUUCCUCCGUAUUCUUUGUUUCCCGGGAAAACUUACACCAUCGAAGCCAACUUAAUGGACGCUUCAAAUUCGGAAUCUGUUGCAUCCGCAAAUCAUUCGGUCACCAUCGAACGUCAUGAACUCCUUGUCUCGAUGAUCCCUUCGAAUGCAUUGAUUGGCGUGGGAAGAGCAAUCGACAUCGAAUUAAAAAUUCAAGACUACAACCUCAAUGGAGGCCGUUUCAAAAUUCAAUGGCGUUGCGUCAUCAUCGAGGAAUCAUCGGAAGCGGAGUCCUUAUGCGAUCGUUUCAAUGACGUCUCGGAGCCGAAAAAGUCGAUUGUUUUUACGAAAGCUGGCUUGUAUCACAUGGAGGCGAUUGUCGUGGACGAAUUAAAUUUAACGGCUGAAGCAAUGUCGACGAUCGAAGUGCGAAAUGAAAUUAUUGCGAGAACACAAAUCGAUGAAAUGCCCAAAAAUCCUGUGGAUAUCACGAAAUGGGUCCGCGGACAAGCUUCGAUAAGUUACGUAGUGCCAAAAUGCGUCGCAAAAUGGUCUUUUGUACAAAAAGAAGGUUUGCCUAUGAAAAUACUUCCGCGAUUUCAGGCAUUGGAGAAAUUAUCGUGAACGACUUUGAAGCGAAUUUCUUGAAAGGCAUGAACGAUUACACAAACUCGACGGUGACGAAACACGUUAAACUCCAUAUUCCGCCGCCGAAAGAAUUUUCCAACUGGAACGGCUUAAAAGCUGACUCAAAAUAUCGCUUGAGACUUCAAACGAGUUGCCCGGAGCCAAUUGACUUGGAUAACCCGGCAGCAAUAAACAAAGCAAAAAAUAACUCAAAACGAAUAGAAUCCUUUAUGGAAGUCGAUUUCGAGACAAAUGGACCCCCAAUGACGUCACCUAUGGAUGUUGCACCAGACAAUGCUUUGGCAUUAUUGACUCCUGUCGUGUUUAAUAUUCCCCCUGCUGAAGACAAAGAUGGUCCGUUAUUUUAUUCAGUGGGAAUUGUUGUGGAUGGAAAGCGAUUGGUGUUGGAGACGGGAUACGAUUUGAGAGAAAUUCGAUCACAAAUUCCUUUUAGUG
Culicoides brevitarsis is the source of this 2123-nucleotide messenger RNA. RefSeq lists its product as uncharacterized. The transcript is spliced from 7 exons. Lineage: Eukaryota; Metazoa; Arthropoda; Insecta; Diptera; Ceratopogonidae. The record is from RefSeq and is a predicted model, not a curated record. The coding region runs from base 231 to 1664 and encodes 477 amino acids.